AUGGACGAAGCCUUUGAAUUGGGACCUUCAUAUCAAUCUGGAGGGAGAAGCACGCAUUCCCUUCCAUAUAUCAUGCGCGCAUCUCCCACCCAUCGUGAUGAGGCUGAGAAGCUCUUUUGGGCAGACCCGGAAACGUACUAUAUCAUUGAAUCGCCCUGGCUCCUCUCAGGAGGCUUUCCCGCCGACACAGGAAAUACAUUCUCCUUCUUCCCUAAAGUGCAGAACUUGGAAGUCACUUUUAUGUCCGAGCGUGACCUGAUCCGGUGCAAUGACGACGACUUCGAGAUUCGCUGGGAUGAAGUAAGGAAAUUCUGGAAUGUUUUGCAGGAAAGGUUCCCGAGUGUGAAACAUGUGGUCCUAAAUCACUCGCAUGAGAGCCCCGAGAGGUUUCGUGACGACCAUUCUGUCUCGAUUGCUUUGAGAGCCCUGAUGCGGACUUGUCCACAGAGUCUCGAUGCUCGCAUUUUGAUCGUUGACGAUGCACAAAGCGUGAAGAACAGGAGAGCCAUCGACGGUGAAGAGCUCAUGUGGGAAAGACCUUUAUACCAAUACGGGGCGGAUGGACAGUGGAAGAAACUAGCACCAUACUGGCAGCGAACGACGAUUCUCAUGCCCUUGAAAGGUUUCCGCGGGCCUGCGGGCCUGUUCGAAUCGGAACGAUAUCAAGGCAAACGCCUGUGGUAUCAAUUAAUUGCUGUCGAUGUCCUUGCGAUCGAAGCACUGGAUCGGUACCACUUUGAUGAGGGUCGGUCGAUCCCUUUCGACUGCCCGGUAGUCGAUUGCGACGCACACUUCGACAAAGCUGGGCAGUGGAUGUUGCAUUCGAUAACCCAUGAUAUUAAGCAAAUGGAUUGGCAUUGGGUCAAUGUUCUGCCUGGGGAAGUCAGGUCAGUCUUUGACGCACGCAAGAAAGACCUGGCAGAGAAGCGGGAGCGCACAAAUGGAUCGGUUGGAUUACACGAGCUAUACAACAACCGGGGCAGCGAAGAAAGGAUGGAGCUGGAGAAGGCAAUGAUUCAUCAAUUAGAGAAUGAUGAAGACUGGUAUACGGGCCAGCAGGAUGUCAGAGAAAGUACGCUGUACGAAAACUUUGAGGCGGAGAUGACUCCAUGGUGUUGUGAGGAUGACACUGGUUUGUUGGGAAGUGCAAACCUUGGUAUAUCGCAAGUUCAACCGACACAAAAAGGCGGCCACUCGUCUUCUACUCUUCUUUCCCCCGUUCAAACAACAUUCUUCCAAUAUGAAUCCUUCCUCCUUUCAAGUACGCUACUGGGCUUUGCUCGAGCAGAAUUCAUCCUAUGGCCCGCCAGAAUACCAGUCCCAAUAUUCCUCCUCGACUACUGGCCAGUCUCGGCAUUCACUGGCCUUUCGGGGGUUCUAUACGGCAAUUACAGGGAAAAGAAGGUCGCGACUGCGAUUCUUACCGAAAGACGAGAACGAAUCGGGCGAGAUAUAGAACGAAUCAGGCGAGAUAUUGAAGGAGUCAAGGGAGAUAUGGAAGUGCUCGAGGAGCUCGAGAGGAUUCUUGGGUGGUGGACGAAGUAGCCUUCGACUAAGCCAGUCAAUCAUUUUCAUCAGGAUGC
Aaosphaeria arxii CBS 175.79 is the source of this 1583-nucleotide messenger RNA. RefSeq lists its product as uncharacterized. NCBI's taxonomy places the organism in Eukaryota, Fungi, Ascomycota, Dothideomycetes, Pleosporales. The transcript has 4 exons. The record is from RefSeq and is a predicted model, not a curated record. Bases 1 to 1545 code for a protein of 514 amino acids.